AUGUUCUCCUCUUUACGAUCAAUAAUCAGCCUUGCAGUUUUGGCAAUCUUCUGUCAAAAUGUUGCACUUGCAUUCCCAGCAAUGCAUUACGAGACCUUUGAGAAGCGCUUGCUCAAUGAUACCAACUACGCCGGAAAUUCCACAAAGAUUCGAGGUGUUAAUUUGGGCGGUUGGUUCAUCAUUGAACAAUGGAUGAAGCCUUCAUUGUUUCAACAAGCUCAAGCUUUAUCAAAGAACAAUAUCACCGCUCAAGACCAAUGGACAUUCAUGACUGCCAUCAACAAUCAAACUGCAGCAAAGAAUCUCUUGACAAACCAUUGGAGUACUUGGAUCAAUGCAACUGAUUUCCAACAAAUCAAACAAUUGGGUUUAAACACUGUUCGUUUGCCCGUUCCUCAUUGGGCCUUCAACGCUUCAAGUGCAGAGCCUUACCUUGGCGGAGGAUUAGAAUUGCCUUAUAUCAAUCAAGCACUCUUGUGGGCCAAGCAGUACGGAUUGGAUGUCUUGCUCGAUCUUCACACCGCUCCAAACUCACAGAAUGGUGCCGAUCACUCUGGUCACAUUGGCCCAAUUCAAUUCCGCAACGUGUCAGGAACGGACAAUGCAAACCGGGUUUAUGACUCGCUCACAAAGAUGGUCAAGACUUAUGUCAAUGAUGCCAAAUACGGAGGAGUUGUCAAAGGUAUUGAAUUGUUGAACGAACCUCAAUGCGCAGUAUUGGGUGCAGAUUAUAUGACAAACAUCUACCAAACUGCAUACAACACGGUCAAGAACGCAAUCGCAAAGAAUGUCACAAGUCCUCCUUCCAUUGUCUUGCACGACUGCUGGAUUAGUCCAUUGUCCAACUGGCAACCUGCUGUUUCUCAAGGGGGAGGUUUGUACAACUUACCUUUCAUCUUGGAUACCCACAGAUACCACGUCUUUGCCCCAAGAAACAACAUGACCGCUCAACAACACAUUGACUUGUGCCACCAAGACGGAAGUGAGAUUUACAAUGCCACACAAGCUUUGCAAAGACCUAUUGUGACUGGCGAAUUCAGUUUGGGAGUCAGUUGCACUGACUGCAACUAUAGCACAAACCAACAAGUUGUCACUGCAAACAGACAAUUCUUUGAAACACAAACGACUGCAUACGAACGAGGUGCAGGAUGGAUCUUCUGGAGCUGGAAAGCUGAGAACAAUUUGCCUUGGUCAUACAAGGAUGCCGUUCAAGCACAAUGGAUUCCAACCGAUCCAACUGAAAAAUCUUAUGCCCUCUAAAAGACAUGAUACGAAUUCUUCCUUAUGACCAUGACUACUUUUACGACUUGAAAGAGUUUCUUAUUCUGACG
Molecule: messenger RNA, 1331 nt
Organism: Meira miltonrushii
Lineage: Eukaryota; Fungi; Basidiomycota; Exobasidiomycetes; Exobasidiales; Brachybasidiaceae
Product: glycoside hydrolase
Exons: 1
Coding region: 1-1260 (419 amino acids)
Biological process (GO): glucan catabolic process
Cellular component (GO): cell surface; extracellular region
Molecular function (GO): beta-glucosidase activity
Source: RefSeq, a predicted model, not a curated record